AACGACUUUUGGCUCUGUCCCGCUUCUAACCCGGCUUAAUUCCAUCGCCAAUCUAGCUAGCGUCCCAGCCAGAUCCUAGGAAUUCGGCAGUCGGCAGCUUGUUAGUUGUGAAGUUGCGAACCGAACAACAGCAUCAUGAUAGUCACCAGCAGACCGGUAUGCCAUACACAGUGUGGUUGCUAACGUUGGCACCUCAUUCGUUGCCAGCUACCGGUAGCAACCAAUACCAAACAGCACCAUGAACACCUCUGACCCUGCCCUGAGCUUGGAACAGACGAUUGCGCGUCAGGUGCUGUACGCCCAAGAACAAAAGUGUGGAGCCGGACGAACCGUUUUCGAAAUGGAGGGUCUGAAGCAUGCCUUGGGAGGAGUGGUUCUGGUCGACAAGAAGAAGAAGAAGAGCAAUGAUGAAGAUGGCAGCCUCGAAGACAAAAGACUGAACCGUCACCACAAGUUGGCGGCGGCGCUACAGGACUUGGGCGAUGCCAAAACGGCUUUGGAUGGUUCUUCUCAUCACUCCAGCCGCCUGCACGAACCCACAACUCACAAGAUGCGAGAAUCGUUUUCCCAGUUGUGCAGUGACAGUGCCAGCAGCCUGAUGGACGAGGGUAGUUUUCGAGACCAAAUCGCAGCCGGAGGAGAUCGAUCGGCGGCCGAGGAUUCGGUGGCACUUUUAGAAAAGUUAGCCAAAAACUACAAACCAGACGCCCAUUACUCUUUUGAUUUGCACAAUUUAUCGGCUGGGGAUAAUCUCAUUAUGAUUCCAAGCAGCGACGAAGACGGAGAUGAAUCGGCAGAGCUCGACAUUGACUUGGAUUAUCGCUCGGAUGGCGGCGACAUCAAAGAUGAUACGCAAAAGAGACAUACCCGACAAAAGAACCAGGAACGAAAGAGUACCAGCGUGAGGAAAAAGAAAUCCGAGACGAUAACACUCACCGAACGAAAGCCCAGAAGUUCCAGGACCAAACGUGGAGAAAGGGCACCCGAUAACCACAGUACGACUGCGUCCAGCCCAUUGCGCCGUGCAGUGACGACCGAUGGAACAGGCAGGAGGAACCGUCGUGAAACGGGAGAAUCGCCCAAUUUGCGUCGAGCACCCACUAACAACAGUAAGACUGCGUCCAGCCCCUUGCGUCGUGCAGUGACGACCGAUGAUACAGGCAGGAGGAACCAUCGUGAGACAGGAGAAUCGCCCACUGGGCGUCGAGUACUCGAUAACCACACUAAAACUGCGUCCAGCCCAGUGCGCCGUGCAGUGACGACUGAUGAAGCAGGCAGGAGGAACCAUCGUAAAACAGGAGAAUCCCCCAAUGUGCGUCGUGCAUCUGAAGCGGUAGCCUUUCGACGAUCUGGCACUACCACUGCCAGUGGAGGAAGAGGCCGUAGACGUGAUCGGGCUCGUGACGUUGCUGCGGCGCAGUUGAUGAACAUCGGAACUGUGUGCGAAGAAAAAGAGGCACAAGAAGCACAAGAAAGGGCCCAGGCAGAAGCCGCCGAAGAAGCUCUUCGCCGGGCACAAAUUGAGUCCCUCAAAAAAGCGGCUCUCGCCAGAGGACCGUCGGUGUCGACUGUAAUUGCGAACAAGAUUCGGAAUGACCCAGGUUUGUUGGAGAAGUUUCUUUUAGAAACGCAGGACGACGAAGAGAUCAGAGCGAACUUGACGCAGGGUCCACCGUCGGUCAUUAGUGGACACGACGACGGCCACGGUGGCGACAGACGACGUAGCCUCGGCGAACGUACCGCGGGAAAGCGGCGAGUGCGAGCAGCCGAUCGCGGUUCCAUCGCUAAGAGUACCAUUGAGCCAGGAACGUAUCGCAGUGUGCUUGGAAGUGCUGACAGCAACCACUAGGGUGCGGUACGACUAUAGAACAACGAGAAAGUCGAGACUCCUGUUCCUGAAUUACUGCUACGUUACGCGAUUCUCGGCUUUGGUUUCGUUGUUCUAUCUGCAGGCAAAGCUUAGAAUCCCACGAACUUCGUUUCACUUGGUUGGCUUCACCCUGUGAGCAAGUACCUUCAUCCAAGGACAGUCACUUCGGUGUGCGUGUUUCCGAGGAUCCAGCUUGCGGGUCCUGGGUCACAAAUACAGGUGUUUGCCCCCGACGGUGUUCCGUGUCCUCGUUUUUGUUUUGUUACCCUCUUGAGUUUCUUAUUAAACUUACAUAAAAAUCCUACAACAUAAAUUACGAGAUUCUCCGUCCU
Molecule: messenger RNA, 2202 nt
Organism: Seminavis robusta
Lineage: Eukaryota; Bacillariophyta; Bacillariophyceae; Naviculales; Naviculaceae
Source: the annotation of a GenBank genome assembly